CAGUAAUGCGCCAUCCUGCUGUUCGCCAGCCGCUAAUAAACGUCAACGAGACGGGAGCGAGCGGUGGCUACAGCUAGCUGUCAGGACCAAUAUCGCGCGUGUCCGAGAGGAAUCAUGUUUGAAAACUUCAGAGAAAAGCUUCACAUCGUCCAGCAGGAUUUCACAACGGGGUUGGUCCGCUACAAACAUUGUGUGAUCUGUCUGUUGUCCAGGUUUGAAGAGCAUGUUCCUCAUUUCAGUGCUGGCCUGGAAGUCCUGAACAGGUAUGAGGAGAGUUGGUUUCUGCUGCAUAAAAGAACGAAGGACUGUGCUCAGGCUGCAGAGGCACUGGAUGGUGACAUAGUGAUGCUCUCAGCACACUGGGAGAGAAAAAGGACGUCGCUAACACAACUGCAUGAACAACUGCAAAGCUUGCCGGCCUUUAUCAGCGAUCUUGAUGCCAUCACUGCUAACAUAGGUUCGUGUUCGUUUCUGUGGUCAGAUGACGAUAUGAUGUCAGCCACCUCAGCGUUUAGAGCUUCUACUUUAAGGAUUGAACACAAAACCUCAAGUUUCCAUGUUGAAUUAAUGAAAAUCGUCCUUUCUGUAAAUAGGAGGGAGUUGGAAUUACUCGAAGAGGAGUUGGGUUCUGAGCAUGCUCAGAAAGUAGCAGAGCUGGAGCUGGUCAUGCAGCAGAAACUGAGAGAGCGACAGAAAGUCUAUGAAGAAGCCUUUAACCAAGAUGUGGAAAAGUACCUGUCCACUGGAUACCUGCAGAACAGAGGUAAGAUUGAAAGAUUGAGUGGGGCGGGUGGAGGCUCGUCUUCUCUAAUAGGUCCAGACCUUACACGUUGCUCGUCUGAAUCUUCGAACCAAACCUCUCCCCCAAACGACCAGCUGUCCAACAAGGAUGUGUUCUGGCAGCCAGAAGAGGAACUGGUCAGUCAGGCGAGCGACGAGCCUCUGGUGCAGUCAGACGAAGAGGAUAUUCAUCCAGAUAUGGCUCUGGUUGGUCUCCAUGAUCUUGGUACUCUCAGAGGCUCUGACGACAGUGACAGUUCAGCAGACCUGCGCACUGGCACCUACGCGCUUGGAAAGGCCUGAAUGUUGGACCUGAUGCUGCUGCAUUGAUUUAGCAGAGCUUAGAGCUUUUCUGGUUCUCAAAGAUCUUCCAAAUGUUAGCCUCCAAUGCUUUUUUAAAGAUAUAUUUUCUUUGUUUUUUCCAAAUGUAAAGCUUUUGAAACAAUGAAUUGAUUCUACUAACCACAUGUAGGCAGAAAUGUAUUCGAUUGUUGGUUUGUUUAAAAAAAUCAAACAAACCCAAUCUGAUGACCUAACUGAGCCUUUAACAUUAGGGCGCUGUAUGCAGAGUGUUUCACAAUCAUAAGUAUUUAUCACCUGUUAUAAAAAUAUCAAUCUGUCAUAGCAGUGUUUUGCAUGUUUAUGCUGAUGAUGAUAAAUUCUUCUGACUUAGACAAAUGUCUAAUGGAUGGUAAUGAAUUAUUCAUUUGAGGAUGAUGUGGUUGCACGUUAAUUUCCUCUUUUGCAUGUUAUUGUUUAGAAUAUUUGAUUCCAGCAAUAUGUGGAUGACAACCAAAAUGUUCUGAAACAAGUGCACUAGCUUGGGCCGAGGGACAGACAGGGGACGGUCUACACUGGGGGGAAACAUCGGUGGAAAAGCCCCAGAGACGAGCAGAUCAGAACAUUCGAUGAACUGCUGCUGUGCGAGCUGUCUGUAUUUCUAUGCACGUGUUCGUUCAGUUUUUCUAUCAAAGGUUCCACUGUUGCAUUUUCAGUCUGCUCGUACAUUCCUGCACUGCUUUUCUGUUAUCUGUAUUUUCUCAGCUGCAAAUCAGGAAAUCAGGGACAGGACGCCGUAAUCUUGAUCGAUAAGCUUUGCUAGAAAUAUUCUUUCUGCAAAGAGAAACUUGGUGAGGCUCGAAGAAAGGAAGAUUUGGAAGAUUCAGAACAUGAGGAUAUUUGUCUUUAUUGGAUUGACAGUAGAGUUAGACCAGGCACCUCUGGUAAUGGGUCUAUCCUUCAACACAAGAGUCACCUGCUCAACCCGGUGAAUUAAAGCAGCGCUUUGAUUAGACAGAGUCUGAAAAUCAGUUUUAAGACGAGGAUUGACCGUUGGUCAGCUCCUAAACCAUCGACAGCCAGCAAGGACAGAAAUAUGUCUUGUGAAUCUCAGUGAGCUUUCCCAAGGAGUGAGGCACGCUGCAUGGCUGCCAGUAUGGUGCAGCUCAUUAAUUCUUAUUUUGAACUUUCAUCCCAGAUGUUUCCUGGUCUAAAUCCAAUAGCAACAAAACUAAGAGCUACAGCGUAUGUGGACCCAAGAUAGACAGCAAGACGACGUGAACCACAAAGCUUUAGCUUGUCUUGUAUAGAGGCAUUAACAGGCUGAAUUGUACAAAUUGACAUGAAUCCGAUCUUCAAAUUCACUUCAGUGAAUUAACCUUUGCAGUGAUCAGAAACCUUGGAUCAUUUUUAUUUCUUCAACAUAAAAAUGUUUUUCCACCCCUUUCAUAGUUAAGACAAAAUGAUCUCAGAGCAGUGACGGUAGAGCCAGCUGGUGUCCCAUCAGUUUAAUAUCAGUCCAUGUGCACGCGCAAACAACCAGGAAAAAGCUGCUGGCUCGUCAUCUUCAUUAGCUCAAGCUAGCAGGACAUGGAUACACAUCGGAAAUGGAGACCUUAUGCAGUAGGAUCCACGGAGACCAGAGCUAUAAGCAACAAUACUAACUGCAACCACAAGAUGGCUGUAAUCUCAAGAGGCAAACAAGCAGGUAGCUUUAUGGAGCAGUCUGAGGUGAAAGUUGAUUUUGUUUUACGAUUUCACUAGAAACACACUGCUCUCCUCGGUGUCCUGACAGAAUGCCUCGAUGUAAAAACCCUCUUUUAAUUUGAAUAACUUCCUAAUAAGGAACUUAAAUAGCACUGUGAGUUUAUUAUUGUUUAUUAUUUGUGUUAUUAGCCUGGAUCUACUGGCACUGUUGUAAUCAUCAGGUGGGAAUGUAUGUCUCAUAUUGUUUUUACAUUCUACAAAAAGGAAAACAGCAUAUUAUUGGAUUUGUCUUCUGUGAAACUGAUGCAUAAAUUUCAAUAAAAAUAUCUGGAAAAAAGAA
This is a messenger RNA of Neolamprologus brichardi, 3106 nucleotides long. The record is from RefSeq and is a predicted model, not a curated record. Lineage: Eukaryota; Metazoa; Chordata; Actinopteri; Cichliformes; Cichlidae.